This is a messenger RNA of Mirounga angustirostris (Northern elephant seal), 2781 nucleotides long. RefSeq names its product NK3 homeobox 2 (gene NKX3-2). Bases 631 to 1626 code for a protein of 331 amino acids. The record is from RefSeq and is a predicted model, not a curated record. Gene Ontology annotation, molecular function: DNA-binding transcription factor activity, RNA polymerase II-specific; RNA polymerase II cis-regulatory region sequence-specific DNA binding. Gene Ontology annotation, biological process: cell differentiation; regulation of transcription by RNA polymerase II. The transcript is spliced from 2 exons. NCBI's taxonomy places the organism in Eukaryota, Metazoa, Chordata, Mammalia, Carnivora, Phocidae. Gene Ontology annotation, cellular component: nucleus.
GACACGGUGGAACGCCGGGGAAGGAAAGAGAGAAGAAACAGAUAAAACCAGAGCAGGGGGUAAAAAGGUGCCCCGCGCCUCUCGGAAUCCAGAGGUCGCCGCCGUCGCCGCCGCCGCCGCCGCCGCCGCUGGGGGUGGGCUCCGGAAGAGCCGGACCAACUGGGAGGGAAAGGAAGAACCGGGAGCGAAAUCGGGCAGCCAGGGAAGAGACCGAGGCGCAAAGAAAAAGUGACUCCGGCCGUGCGCCCCGCAGGCGCUCAGGAGGGGACUGCAGCCGCGGUGGGGGCCCUGCCGAUCCGCCCCCAACAUCCUCCGAGGGGGCAGACCCCCGCCCGCCCCUAAGGGCGCGAGGCGAUGAGAUAAUCCAGCUGAGCUGCGAAAGGAGAGCGUCUGGCUCUGGAUUCGGGGGAGGGGGUCUCUGGGAGGGCUGGGCCUCGGAAGUGCGGGUGAGGGUCGGCGCUGAUCCCGGGCCAGAGGGGGGCGGGGGCUGCUGGGCCGCGCAGGAGUGGGCUGCAGGGGCCUCGCGCGCCCGGCUCACUCGCACUGCGGCGGCCCGCGCGCUGCGUCCAGCUCCGAGCUGCCCUGCGCCCCAGCCGCCCGGCCGGUCGGCCGCCCUGGCCCACGGCGCAGAUGGCUGUGCGCGGCGCCAACACCUUGACGCCCUUCUCCAUCCAGGCAAUCCUCAACAAGAAAGAAGAGCGCGGCGGGCUGCCCGCGCCAGAGGGGCGCCCGGUACCCGGGGGCACGGCGGUGGCAGUGUCUGAGGCGCCCGCUGUCUGCUGCUGGCGACUCUUCGGGGAGACAGACGCGGGCGCUCUGGGGGGCGCGGAGGACUCUCUGCUGGCGUCGCCUGCCGGGACCAGAACGGCUGCGGGGCGGACCGCGGAGAGCCUGGUUUGUUGGGACUCGGACUCGGCGCUGAGCGAGGAGAACGAGGGCGGGCGGCGCUGUGCGGACGCGCCGGGGGCCAGCGGGGCCGGCCGUGCAAGGGGGACGCUGGGCCUCGGCCAGCCGGUCUGCGAGCUGCCCGCCGCCAAGGACCUGGAGGAGGAAGCCGCAGGCCGGAGCGACAGCGAGAUGUCGGCCAGCGUCUCAGGCGACCGCAGCCCUAGGGCCGAAGACGACGCUGUUGGCCCGGGAAGUGCACGCGUGCCGGCGCUGUGCAGCGGAACCGGCGGCGGCGGCGCGCCGGCGGGCGGCGCGGAGGAGGAGGAGGAGCCCGCCGCGCCCAAGCCGCGCAAGAAACGCUCGCGGGCCGCCUUCUCCCACGCGCAGGUCUUCGAGCUGGAGCGCCGCUUCAACCACCAGCGCUACCUGUCCGGGCCGGAGCGCGCCGACCUGGCCGCGUCGCUGAAGCUCACCGAGACGCAGGUGAAGAUCUGGUUCCAGAACCGUCGCUACAAGACCAAACGCCGGCAGAUGGCCGCCGACCUGCUGGCGUCAGCGCCCGCCGCCAAGAAGGUGGCGGUGAAAGUGCUGGUGCGCGACGACCAGAGACAGUACUUGCCCGGCGAGGUGCUGCGGCCACCCUCGCUGCUGCCACUGCAGCCCCCCUACUAUUACCCUUACUACUGCCUCCCCGGCUGGGCGCUGUCCACGUGUGCAGCCGCCGCGGGCACCCAGUGAGCCGGCCCGGGGCGAGGCAGCAGACGAUCCCCGCGCCCCAGCUCCGGACGGCCGCAGACCGCUGUGCAGGUUGUGCUCCGUACGAGGGCGCCCCGCCGAGGGGGCGAGUGGAGGACGAAAUCCAGCCCGGGCUCAAAAUCCAAGAGCGCGCCCGGGCAGCGGGACUGAGGCUGUCCAGAGAGGGCGCCUUUUUCUCAUUUGAAUGGAGGCACCCUAUGGCCUAGGGGCCUUGCUCCCCAGUUGCCUGCCUGGAAGCUCUUGGACAUUAUUUAUUAUCACAACAAAGUUGGAUUUGGAUUGUAUCUGCCAGGAGACGGCGUUUCCCUGGAGCGCAGAGAACUCCUGGAUCCACGUAGCCUGAAUCCCCAGAAUUUCAGGCCGGCUGGGAGCUUCGUGCACUAGGCCACAAUAGUUCAUGGUAUCCAUGCUACCAAUCUAUGUUUAUCUACAUAUCUAUUUUUUUGGAACUUGCAUUUGUAACAAAGGGGUGCGGAACCUUGACAGCCCCAAGGAGCCCCGAGCGAUGGGCGUUGAUUUGAACCGUGAAAGGUUUGCUUUUGGGGCCCUCUGACCCCACCCCUCCCCGUGUCAGAGCCGGGGGUGGGGACGCCCUGUUGGAUGCUGAAUGUAAAGAAGGGAGCCUCUGAGCACAGGGCAGGGCAGAGCCCCCUCCCCCCGAAUCUUUCCUCUCCGAAGUCCAGGGCCGCUUCCAACUGGGGAGCUUCCUGGGAACCCCAAACCGGGAAAGAGCAAACCCAGCGGCCUUUGGCAGAAACUUUCUUUUAUUUCUUUUUAUUUUUGUAAAGGAGGUUAAAACGUGUAGCACUUUUCGGUUGUUUGUAUUCAAAUAACGGUUAUUUUUGUAUUCAAUGUGAAUAUCCCUGCCCAGCCUUUCCCGGGCAUCCCCCACAGUUCCGGCGCCGCGGGCCCUCUGUCUCUACGGAUCAUUCUCCGUGGCUCCUGCGUUCUGACCCAGGAUUCUCCCAUCCCUGCCCCUGCCCCUAAGACAGAUGAUCCUGUCAACCUCGUUGCUUUUUGCCUCCUUAAGGGCACUGUGCACUCAACUAGAAUAUUAACUUUAAAAAGAUUUGUGAAGUUUGGAAGCUCUGUUCGCUUUAUCUUUCUUUUUCCUUUAAUUUAUAAACUUUUAGUUUA